Molecule: messenger RNA, 816 nt
Organism: Oldenlandia corymbosa var. corymbosa
Lineage: Eukaryota; Viridiplantae; Streptophyta; Magnoliopsida; Gentianales; Rubiaceae
Source: the annotation of a GenBank genome assembly
AUGGGAGGGUGUUCAUUUGAACAUAACUGUGAUUUUCACUCUUCUGCUCGAACCAUUGUGUUAGUUGGUUGUGCUGGAAAUGGAAAGAGUGCAACUGGUAAUAGUAUUUUAGGGAAAAAGGCUUUCUUAUCAAAGUCCAAACUGAAGGGUGUGACACAAACUUGCGCCCUCGAUAAGACUACUUUAGAAGAUGGACGGAUUCUUAAUGUCAUCGAUACACCAGGUGGGUUAUUUUGUUAUGCAUCUGAUGAAAAAUCUCUUGGGGAGGAGAUUGCUAAAUGCAUAGCAUUGGCUAAAGACGGUGUUCAUGCGAUCCUCAUGGUCGUUUCGCUGAAGAAUCGAUUCACUGAUGAACAAGGAGAAGCUGUUAAGAAUCUCCAAAUGUUUUUUGGGAAUAAGAUUAACGAUUAUAUGAUUGUCGCUUUUACACAUGGGGAUGACCUUGAGGACGAUGAAACAAUUGAUGACCGCUUAGCUGACAGCCCAGAUGCUUUAAAGGAAUUGCUGCGUAAGUGCGGAGAAAGAUGGGUGGUCUUCAAUAACAGAACGAAGGAUAAAGGUGAAAAGGCCAGGCAGAUUCAGCAGCUUUUAGCUCUCAUUGACGAAGAAAUUGGGUUAAGAAAUGGUGGCAAACCUUAUACGAACGAGUUAUUCUUGGAAUAUAAGAUAAUUUCGAAACUUACCGAGCUUCAGCUGACAACAAGUAGACUUGAAGAGAAAUUGGCAAAAUCCGAGGAGGAGAUUUGUAAGUUAAGAGAGGAGUUGGACUCAGAAAAAGCCAAAAACGAGAGCAACAGCAGUUGCACAAUCUUGUAG